AUGUCGCGAACAACAACAGCACUGGUCGCACCCAACCUUGACGGACAGUUCAAACUUGAGCAAGUCCAUCUAUACUCUUUACAACCCGAUGAGGCACUUGUUGAAAUCCAUGCUUCGGGGGUUUGUCACACAGAUCUAGCUUGUGCUAGUGGAAAAUUACCAUGUGGUAAGAACGCUGUCCUUGGCCAUGAAGGCGGAGGCGUAGUAAUCGAGACAGGUUCCAGUGUCACGAACGUUACAACAGGUGACAAGGUGCUGCUAUCCUUCUCAUCGUGCGGGACUUGUCCAGGCUGUGUAUCGAGUCAUCCAGCGUAUUGUUACGAAUUCAACCUCUACAACUUUGGCGGGAGGCGCGCGGAUGGCUCAGCUACCAUGUUCACCAUGAAAGAAGGCCGAAAGCGCCCCAUGCACAGCCGGUUUUUCGGUCAGAGUUCCUUCGCAAGACACACUAUAGUUCACCGAACAAGCAUUGUCAAAGUCCCACAAGAAACACCACUCGAGCUCUUUGCGCCUCUUGGGUGCGGCAUCCAAACUGGUGUCGGAGCCAUAUUCAAUACCCUCAAUGUCAAACCUGGAAGUUCUGUCGCUGUGUUUGGGGUUGGAUCAGUUGGUUUGGCAGCUAUCAUGGGUGCCAAAGCUCGAAAGGCGAAGACCAUUAUCGCCAUUGACCUUCAAACUCAACGACUUGAACUGGCCAAAGAAUUGGGCGCGACACAUGUCGUGCUUGGACCAGAUCAGGACCAUAUCAUUGAUAGCAUCCAGGAUAUUUGUCCACCAAUUGGUGUUGACUUUGCUGUUGACUGCACUGGUGUUCCAGCCAUCAUUGAAACUAUGGUGGCAGCACUCGGAAUGAGAGGAAGGGCUGCGACUGUUGGUGCGCCUGGUGGAAUGGCUACAGCUAAAAUCGACAUCAUGAGCCAUCUAACGUAUGGAAAAGAAUAUGUUGGGUGCUCUGAAGGUGAUAGUAACCCAGAAGUUUUAAUCCCUGAAUUGAUCGACAUGCACUCCCGCGGAGAACUGCCUCUGGAGAAGCUAGUCAAGCAGUAUCAUAUCGAAGACUACGAAAAGGCUUUUGCGGAUAUGGCAAGCGGGAGCGUGAUAAAGCCUGUACUGACAUGGGAGGGUCUGAAGCGAACCAGCCACAUGUGA
Fusarium graminearum PH-1 is the source of this 1149-nucleotide messenger RNA. RefSeq lists its product as uncharacterized. Gene Ontology annotation, molecular function: zinc ion binding; oxidoreductase activity. The record is from RefSeq and is a predicted model, not a curated record. The transcript is spliced from 3 exons. Bases 1 to 1149 code for a protein of 382 amino acids. Lineage: Eukaryota; Fungi; Ascomycota; Sordariomycetes; Hypocreales; Nectriaceae.